This is a messenger RNA of Gracilinanus agilis (Agile Gracile Mouse Opossum), 5283 nucleotides long. It is a transcript of the gene ADCY9, whose product is annotated as adenylate cyclase 9. The coding region runs from base 401 to 4480 and encodes 1359 amino acids. Gene Ontology annotation, biological process: adenylate cyclase-activating G protein-coupled receptor signaling pathway; intracellular signal transduction; cyclic nucleotide biosynthetic process. The transcript is spliced from 10 exons. The record is from RefSeq and is a predicted model, not a curated record. NCBI's taxonomy places the organism in Eukaryota, Metazoa, Chordata, Mammalia, Didelphimorphia, Didelphidae. Gene Ontology annotation, molecular function: adenylate cyclase activity.
GAUUUGCAGUUUGUUGGGGAAGAACUGUGUGGGAGGAGGGAAAGCAACGCGGUGCAAGCAACGACCAGAAGGGUCAAAGUCAGUAGAGAGGAAUCUGGGAAAUAGCAAGUUGGUAAUACGUAUUCCAGCAUCUUUCAUGAAUGCAUGGGUCCUUUUAGGUCUUUAAGUUUUUUACUUUCUUGCUUGAAACUGAACAAUUGAAGCAUUGAUUCGACAUUAGCCAGUAAAUGCUGUGAGCAUAUAGUGAGAACUUACCAGGACAUUGAAAGCACCCAGGGGUGAAUAACCAGUGCUUUAAAAGAUAACAGAUCUUUUGGCGGUCACACUUAUAUAUGUAGAUAUAUCGAUAUAAUCAGGAUUGUUAUAAUAACUUCCAGUAACCUUUAAGAGGUUUGUCAACAUGGCUUCCCCUCCACACCAGCAGCUGCUGCAUCACCACAGCACGGAGGUAAGCUGUGACUCCAGUGGAGACAGCAACAGUGUCCGGGUAAAAAUCAACCCCAAGCAGCAUUUGGGCUGUUCCUCCAAUCCUCACCCCAAACACUGCAAGUAUAGCAUCUCCUCCAGUUGUAGCAGCUCAGGUGAAUCAGGAGGGGUUCUCAGAAGAACCGGAGGUGGAAACCGAGGCCUCCGCAGGAAAAAGAAACUCCCACAGCUUUUUGAGAGAGCUUCUAGUAGAUGGUGGAACCCCAAAUUUGACUCUACCAACCUAGAGGAGGCUUGCAUGGAAAGGUGCUUUCCACAGACCCAGCGCAGGUUCCGCUAUGCUCUCUUCUACAUCAGUGUGGCCUGCCUUCUUUGGGGCAUCUAUUUUGGUAUUCACAUGCAAUCUAAAAUGAUUGUUUUUGUGGUACCAACUCUGUGCUUCCUUUUGGUGUGUGUAUGUUUUUUUCUAUUUACCUUCACUAAGCAUUAUGCUCGGCAUUAUGUGUGGACCUCACUGAUUCUCAUUCUCCUGGUUUUUAUUCUGACUCUAGCUUCACAGUUUCAGGUUUUGACACCUCUCUCAGGAAGUGAUGACAGCUUCAAUCAUACUCCCCUUGCCAUAUCCACAGAUACUUGCUUGUCUCAAGUAGGCAGUUUUUCAAUGUGCAUUGAAGUGCUCUUGUUACUCUAUGCUGUUAUGCACUUACCUCUAUAUUUAAGCUUGUUUUUGGGAGUAGCCUAUUCUAUUCUUUUUGAGACCUUUGGGUAUCAUUUCCGAGAUGAAUGCUGUUUCCCAUCACCUGGAAUAAGACCCAUGCACUGGGAGCUGCUAAGCAAAGCUUUGCUCCACAUAUGUAUUCAUGCUAUUGGAAUUCACUUAUUUAUCAUGUCUGAAGUUAGAUCAAGGAGCACAUUCCUUAAAGUGGGACAAUCAAUUAUGCAUGGGAAAGACUUGGAGGUAGAAAAAGCCUUGAAAGAGCGAAUGAUUCACUCUGUGAUGCCAAGGAUCAUAGCUGAUGACUUAAUGAAACAGGGGGAUGAUGAAAGUGAGAACUCAGUCAAACGACAUUCCACCUCAAGCCCCAAGAAUAGGAAGAAAAAGUCUUCCAUACAGAAAACUCCCAUAAUAUUUCGUCCGUUUAAGAUGCAGCAAAUUGAACAAGUAAGCAUUUUGUUUGCAGAUAUUGUUGGUUUCACUAAAAUGAGUGCCAACAAAUCUGCCCAUGCCCUGGUGGGUCUCUUGAAUGAUUUGUUUGGUCGUUUUGACCGUUUAUGUGAAGAUACAAAAUGUGAGAAAAUAAGUACUUUGGGCGACUGCUAUUAUUGUGUAGCAGGAUGUCCAGAACCCAGAGCAGAUCAUGCCUAUUGUUGCAUUGAAAUGGGCUUAGGCAUGAUUAAAGCCAUCGAACAGUUCUGCCAGGAGAAGAAAGAAAUGGUGAACAUGCGUGUUGGGGUUCACACUGGGACAGUUUUAUGUGGCAUUCUGGGCAUGAGGAGGUUUAAAUUUGACGUGUGGUCAAAUGAUGUGAACUUAGCCAAUCUUAUGGAGCAGCUGGGUGUGGCUGGCAAGGUUCAUAUUUCGGAAGCUACAGCAAAAUAUUUAGAUGAUCGUUAUGAAAUGGAGGAUGGGAAAGUUAUUGAACGAGUUGGCCAGAGCGUUGUUGCUGACCAGUUGAAAGGUUUGAAGACAUACCUAAUAUCAGGUCAAAGAGUCCUGAAAGAAUCCCAUUGCAGCUGUUCAGAGGUGUUACUUGCUGGCUUUGAGGCUGGGGAUUGCUCAAGCUUAUCUUCAGGCCCUAAAUUACAGGGAACGUCAUCACCAGAGAGUGUCGGUGAUGUGGCGAAGACUCUUAAAACCUUUGAAAAGAAUAAGACGUGUCCUUCAUGUGGCGUUACAUUUGCUCCUAACUGUGAAACUAGUCCUGAAGAAGGAGCAAUUCAAAAUGGCUGUCAAGAUGAACAUAAAAAUAAUACCAAGCAGGCUUCUGGAGGACAUAGUCCAAAGGCCCAAAAUGGACUUUUAAAUCCUCCUCAGGAAGAGAAGCUUACCAAUAGCCAGACAUCAUUGUAUGAAAUGUUACAAGAGAAAGGAAGAUGGGCAGGGGUGAGCUUGGAUCAAUCUGCUCUCCUUCCAUUGAGAUUCAAGAACAUUCGAGAGAAGACAGAUGCUCAUUUUGUUGAUGUUAUUAAAGAGGACAGCCUGAUGAAAGACUACUUCUUUAAACCACCGAUUAACAAACUGAGUUUGAAUUUCUUGGAUCGGGAUUUAGAGAUGGCUUAUAGGACCAGCUAUCAGGAAGAGGUUAUAAAAAAUUCUCCUGUGAAGACGUUUGCCAGUGCUACCUUCAGUUCCCUCCUGGAUGUGUUUCUGUCAACAACAGUUUUCCUCAUUCUGUCUAUCACCUGCUUCCUAAAACAUGGGACAACUUCUGCCCCUCCCCCACCAACUGCAGUUGUGAUUUUCAUCAUUGCUAUUCUAUUGGAAGUGUUCUCCCUCAUCAUCUCUAUUAGGAUGGCAUUUUUCCUUGAGGAGGUAAUGACUUGUACUAAGCACCUGCUGGAGGUGAUAGCUGGUUGGCUCCCUCGGCAUUUCAUUGGCGCAGUCCUGGUCUCUCUCCCAGCCCUCGCAGUUUAUUCACAUUUUACCUAUGAAUUUGAAACAAAUAUACAUUAUACCAUGUUCAUGUGCUCUGCAAUUCUGAUCACCAUUGUGCAAUACUGUAAUUUUUGCCAGCUAAGCUUCUGGAUGAGAUCAUCACUAGCAACAAUUGUUGGAGCUGUGCUUGUCAUUUUACUCUAUGUCUCUUUGUGUCCAGACAGUUCCAUAGAAAUAUCUCACUUAGAUGCUGUACAGAAUUUCAGUUCCAGGAAGAAUCCAUGCAACACUUCAAUGCCAAAUUUCAGCAAAAAACCAGCAGACCUAAUUGGCCAGGAGGUGACACUCGUUUGCUUUCUCCUGCUUUUAUUGGUCUGGUUCCUGAAUCGAGAGUUUGAAGUCAGUUACAGGCUUCACUAUCAUGGAAAUGUGGAGGCUGAUCUUCACCGAACCAAAAUCCAGAGUAUGAGAGAUCAAGCUGACUGGUUGCUAAGAAACAUUAUUCCUUAUCACGUGGCAGAGCAACUGAAGGUUUCCCAGAGCUACUCUAAAAACCAUGACAGUGGAGGGGUAAUCUUUGCCAGCAUAGUUAACUUUAGUGAAUUUUAUGAAGAGAAUUAUGAAGGAGGUAAGGAAUGCUACCGAGUCCUAAAUGAACUGAUUGGGGACUUUGAUGAGUUGCUGAGCAAACCAGAUUAUAACAGCAUUGAGAAAAUUAAAACCAUUGGGGCCACAUAUAUGGCAGCCUCAGGUCUGAACACCUCCCAGUGUCAAGACAGCAACCAUCCACAUGAACAUUUACGAACCCUUUUUGAAUUUGCCAAAGAAAUGAUGCAAGUUGUGGAUGACUUCAACAACAACAUGCUCUGGUUUAACUUUAAACUUAGAAUUGGCUUUAACCACGGACCCCUCACUGCAGGGGUUAUUGGCACCACAAAGUUACUGUAUGAUAUUUGGGGAGAUACCGUGAAUAUUGCCAGCAGGAUGGAUACUACUGGAGUUGAGUGCCGUAUACAGGUGAGUGAAGAGAGCUACCAUAUCUUGAACAAGAUGGGAUAUGACUUUGACUACAGGGGGACAGUAAAUGUGAAGGGAAAAGGUCAAAUGAAGACCUACCUUUAUCCAAAAUGCAUGGACAGUGGGAUUGUGCCACAUCACCAGUUAUCUAUAUCACCAGACAUUCGAGUUCAAGUAGAUGGCAGCAUUGGACGGUCUCCAACAGAUGAGAUUGCCAACUUGGUGCCUUCUGUUCACAAUUCUGACAAGACAUCUUACAGUUCUGAUAGUAAUUCACAGGCUAAGGAUGUUCAGCUAUCUUCCAAGAAGCCUCGGAAAGAUCCCGUAAAAACAGAAGAAAGGUGUAGAUUUGGCAAAGCCAUAGAAAAGAGUGACUGUGGGGAAACGGGAAUUGAAGAAGCCAAUGAGCUAACCAAGCUAAAUAUUUCAAAGAGUGUAUGAUGCAGCCACAAAGAGCUAGCUGCAUGAGGUGCUCUAUCCAUAGAAACACAAUAAUAAUUGCAAUUUGGCUAUUUUUCUUUUCAAGAGACACAUUUCCAGUGCCUAGGUGUUAUGUUGUCAUUUAAACCCUAACUUCUAUGUGGAUCACAGAUGUUCAGGGUUCAUUUUCAUCCAUCUCUUUCCCCUCCCUCCCCCUCCCUGAAAAGCUUCCCACCUCUUUCUGUAAUUAUCUUUCAGCAGUGUGGAGGAUAAUAAGUGCCUUCAGGUAUAUUUCAUGGCCUUGAAGUCUAGGUACAGAGGCCAUUGGUGAAAUCAUGGCUUUGGGUAUCAAUUGCAUUUUGAAACAAAAGCUGUGGUUAAGAUAUCAUUUUUAUUGUUGUUUCUCACAAGACACUUUUUUUGGCUAAUACAACUCUUUGAGAUUUGUUGAUUUCUUCGUGUAUAUAUAAUAGUGUUUUACAAUCAUCAUCUGACCUUUCUAUGUAAACACACUUGCAUUUAUGAAAUUGAUAUAAAAGUGCCAAUAAUGUACUGAGAAGGGAUGUUAAAGGAAAGGGAAUAACGUGUAGUGAGCUGGGAAAGGCAUCGAUUCCACAGCAGCUUGUCCUUUAGAUAAAGCCUGUAACGUAGCUGUGGUGAUUCCAUCCUCUUUUACAAAUGCUUUGAAAACACACAUAUGCCAUUGUGUGUCUUGAAUGUGCCACUUUCCUUAUACUCAGUGGUUUUCAGACUUCAUCUGCUUUCAGGGCAACCUUCAAAAUACAAAUAGAUAACAAAGCAUCUUCAGUCUGGGCCAUCAAGUA